GCAUUGUCAGGCGGCGGCACCGCGCGGCCGGGCGAGCUUUUGAGUCGGUGGUUCGUGUGGCUGCGGAGGCGGAAUAGGAGAGCGCGAGGUCGUAGCGGUUCCGUCGGUAAACAGGGGAGAGGCCCGGCAGCGCGAGCGUGAGCGCGGCCGAGCCCGCGGUGUCUUCUCGGCGGGUGGGGACGAGCGGGCCCCGCGGCGUCAUCGGCGGCGAGGAGCCGCGCGCCUCGGCCCAGUAUGUCGGAAGCGGGUGAAGAGCAGCCCAUGGAGACGACGGGAGCCACCGAGAACGGACAUGAGGCUGCCCCCGAAGGCGAGUCGCCGGCCGGGACUGGUACCGGCGUUGCGGCGGGGGCUGGAGGCGGGAGCGCGGCGCCCCAGGCCGGCAACCAGAACGGCGCCGAGGGCGACCAGAUCAACGCCAGCAAGAAUGAGGAGGACGCGGGAAAAAUGUUCGUUGGUGGCCUGAGCUGGGAUACCAGCAAAAAGGAUCUAAAAGAUUAUUUUACCAAAUUUGGAGAGGUCGUUGACUGUACAAUAAAAAUGGAUCCCAACACUGGCCGGUCAAGAGGGUUUGGAUUUAUCCUCUUCAAAGAUGCAGCCAGUGUGGAGAAGGUUCUAGACCAGAAGGAGCACAGGCUGGAUGGCCGUGUCAUUGACCCCAAAAAAGCCAUGGCCAUGAAGAAAGACCCAGUAAAGAAAAUUUUUGUAGGGGGUCUAAAUCCUGAAGCCACUGAGGAGAAGAUAAGGGAGUACUUUGGCGAGUUUGGGGAGAUUGAAGCCAUUGAGCUUCCAAUGGAUCCAAAGUCGAACAAAAGACGAGGCUUUGUUUUCAUCACCUUUAAAGAAGAAGAACCUGUGAAGAAAGUGCUGGAGAAAAAGUUCCACACUAUCAGUGGAAGUAAGUGUGAAAUCAAGGUGGCUCAGCCCAAAGAGGUUUAUCAACAGCAGCAGUAUGGCUCUGGGGGCCGUGGGAAUCGCAAUCGAGGGAACCGAGGCAGUGGUGGCGGUGGCGGAAGUGGAGGUCAGAGUCAGAGUUGGAAUCAGGGCUACGGCAGCUACUGGAACCAGGGCUACGGCUACCAGCAGGGCUACGGGCCCGGCUAUGGCGGCUACGACUACUCGCCCUAUGGCUAUUACGGCUACGGCCCCGGCUACGACUACAGUCAGGGUAGUACAAAUUACGGGAAGAGCCAGCGACGCGGUGGCCAUCAGAAUAACUACAAGCCAUACUGAGGCUUCAGCAGGAGUGCCUGACUGACCACACACGCUUUGUUUGGAUAUCGAGUGAACACAAUUAUGUACCAAAUUUAACUUGGCAAACUUUCUAUGGCCUGUCCCAUGUGCAUCUUAUUUAAAAUUUCCCCCCUGGAAAUCACUCUCUUGUUUAAUAUUUCCAGAGCUCUAGUUGUUUAGGCAGCGUGUGGUUUCUCAAGAGGCCAGAGCAGCAUUAUGGGCUGAUUUUUAUUACCGGGUUACCCAGAACCAGAUUGGAGGGUCUGCUUCCUGCUGCCGCUCUGCAGCCUGGACCUGUGGACCCUGGUUGUAAAGAGUAAAUUGUACUUUAGAAAACCAGUGUCACCUUUUUUUCACCUUUUAGUUUUAUAUUAUUUGUGUCAUACAUUUCCUAUAAUGGAAGUGUUAAUUUUACUGUACUUUUUGGUACCUUUCGGGAAUCUAAUGUAUUGUAAGGUAUUUUACACGUGUCCUGAUUUUGCCACGACCUGGAUAUUGAAGCUAUCCAAGCUUUUGAAAUAAAAAUUUAAAAACCCCCAA
Molecule: messenger RNA, 1773 nt
Organism: Dama dama (fallow deer)
Lineage: Eukaryota; Metazoa; Chordata; Mammalia; Artiodactyla; Cervidae
Gene: HNRNPAB
Product: heterogeneous nuclear ribonucleoprotein A/B
Exons: 8
Coding region: 235-1233 (332 amino acids)
Biological process (GO): regulation of gene expression
Cellular component (GO): nucleoplasm
Molecular function (GO): RNA binding
Source: RefSeq, a predicted model, not a curated record